GCACGUUUCCGCAAUGAAUCCUGGGAGGAACUGCGUAUUUGGCGGAAUGUUUGAACAAUUUAUACAAACCCAGGAUCAUGAUGACAGAGGAAAGCACAAAUAAUAUAACACCAACUCGGUGAUAUAUUAAACUGUAGACAUUCUGAAUAAUCCAACAACAUGGAGGGCAAAGGCAGUCAGGAGCGAAAUGAAAUCGCCAAACUGACGCAGAUGAAGUCGAAAGUAAACAGACUGAGACGGAGCCCGAAAGCUGCGACACCGAACCCAGGGCAGAUGCGUAACACAGCAGAGUUCAAAACUCCUACACGUCCAGCGAGAGGCCAGUUCAGAAGACUGAAACCUGAGGACUCGCCUAGCAACGAUCCUGAUUUUCAUCAAGAUAUUAUAUGGGAUACAACAUCUCCAUCACCCAUACGACAUGGUCGCGGACAGAGGAGAGCUGCAAAUGUCAGAGCGGUGGAUAUAUCAGACAUUGCCAAUCGGAUCGCUCCGAAGAAUGGAAGAUUAGAAGAAGCGGAUUCAUCUUUACUGCAGUGGAUUGGAGAUAGUGCUAUUCCCUGCACACCAGAAGUACGGCAACCCAAAGUCAAGCCCAUGUCGACAAAACAGAGCACUGUAGAAGAUCUAAUGCGGCUGGCGAAGCAGUUUGACUUCAACAUGAGGCAAGAUGAAGCACAAGAACAGAACUCACAUGCACCAGGUUCAGAACGUGCUGAGGAGCAAGAGCCGCCACAUGACGACCAAAUCACAACAGCUCACAGCGUUUCUACUGUAAAACCCAAUGAUGAGAAACCCGUUGAUGAAAAGGGACUUCAUCAGGAGAUGGACGAUGAUCUUGAUUUUCUUUUUGACGGGCCGACUCAGCAGCUCAGCGGACGUCUCAGUCAAGCGUCGGAUUGUCGUACUCAGGAUGUUCCUGAGAGAAAUCGUGUUGUUGUGAAAGCCAGUGCUUCACAAAAAGGUUCUACAUUCACUGCGACAGAAAACCAUGGCAGUAAACAAGUUAACAAAGCUGAUGAUUUUGAUGACGACUGGAACAGUGACGGUUUACUCGAUGACUCAUUGCUAUUGGAAAUGACGCAAAACCCAGAUCUGUUUGCUGCACCGCAGUGCAGUUCAACACAAAAACAAACUCAAGAGAAUCAAAAUGCAUUCAGUGCAAUGGCAAACAAAAAACAAGAAGCUAAAACUAAUGUUAAAUGUGGUACAUUUCAAGUGCAAAAGACAAAAAGUGAACAAAGUUUUCAGCAGGACUCUCUAAUACAGGCAAAGCCGCAUGGAGCGUUGCCUAGAAUUGGAAAUCAGGUUUUUCCCACGAGUAAGGCUUUGCCAGUUCAUCAAAGUUGCUUUAAUGGCAACCAAAAUCAGCAAUAUCAGCACAGUAUGCAAGUACAAAAUUCAUCUGAGGUCAGUGCUGUUUCCUCAGCACGCCAUUCAAACACCAGUACUAUAAAACCUCCUCAUUCAAAUCCUCCCAGCAUGCACCAGAAUCCAAACUCUGGAGGCAUUAAACAACAAGGAGAGGAUGCUGUUACAGCUCGAGAUGGCUUUAGUGAUGCUUUGGAUGAAGACCUGGACUCCUUUUUUGCAUCAGACGACAUCUGGGAUGACGGAGUGGAGGACGAUGAUCUGUUUUGUGAGGCGUGUGAUAAUUUGGAAGAGUUAUCUGGAAACGCUGAAACCUCAGCUACAAACAGCCAACAAAACACCACAAAAGCACUACAAAACACCUGCGAAACGGCCAGUCUGCAAACGGUAUUUGCUCAUCCUUAUCCACCCAAAAAGCCGGCCGCUAAUGUUUCCACGUCCAGUGCAAACACAUCAGUGUCUUUGUACGGCCAGAAAGCUCAUGCGGUGAACUCUGGGCCUACAGGACGAAGCUCUAAUGUGUCAUGUGAUGCAACGAGACCAUCUGGCCCCUCAAGUAAUGGAGCGUAUAAAUUCAAACAGGUGAGAAGCUCCUCUGUGGUGGGACGUGGGACCUGUGCUGUUCCCUCCACACAGCAGGGUCACGAGAGGGGCGUGCUGGCCGUCCUCCAAUCAGAUGUGAGAACAGCAGACCGUUAUCAGUUCAAAAAGCCGUACAGUGACUCGUUCAGGUCUGCGCCGGUCAUUGCCAAAGAUGUGUGUAACUCGGGAGCUGUGAGGUGCAGCGAUGCUGAGAUCGAGAGGAAGAAGAAGCAGGCGAUGGAGAGGCGGAGACUCAGGAUGCUGGCCAAUCAGAAUCUCAGAGCUCCUGUCUGAUUCACCAUUACUAUGAAGAUGCAGAACAAAACAGAUAUAUGUGUAUAUGAAGAGGUACACUGUGUACAAUAACCACACCGCAACAAUAACUAUUCCCAUUAUAAGCAAUGACUUUUCGCAUCAUGCUGCUUGUUUGUGGACCAAAUCUCUUAAGAACAAUGUUUUUUGUUGUUUUAAGUGUAUGUGUAGAACAUUUGAGGUCUCAGAAAAAGAAAUGUUGAUAUGAUGUCAUAUGUUUGGCAUCAUUAGAGCAUCAGAGAGCAGAUCCUAACUGAUAGACAUGUAUGAUGACCAUCUCAGUUGAAUAUUGGUCAUUACUAAAAAUCAGGAGUAGCUGCCUUUUUUUCAUCUUCAUCUCUGUUACUUUAAUGCAGAUUUUAUGUAAAUUGUAUAAUAAAUAUGUUUGUUUAAUCUGUUUUAAAAGUUCACAGUGCUUAAUGUAAAUCACUCUUGUUCUUUUUUUUUUUUGUCAUUUAUAAUGAUGGAGAAAUUUUUUUAAUCAUUUUGGUUGGUUUUUUUGAGUGUUUUUGUCCAUUUAUCAGUCAAAAAUAAGACGCCCAAAACAAUAAACUGACUGAGUGAGUCAUGUAUAGUAUUUAUUGAGUUGGAAUUGUUAUUGUAAUU
Molecule: messenger RNA, 2868 nt
Organism: Labeo rohita (rohu)
Lineage: Eukaryota; Metazoa; Chordata; Actinopteri; Cypriniformes; Cyprinidae
Gene: etaa1a
Product: ETAA1 activator of ATR kinase a
Exons: 6
Coding region: 160-2244 (694 amino acids)
Source: RefSeq, a predicted model, not a curated record